AGGAGUUGGGACACGACCCACUUUUCGGUAUGAACGAUUAACCAUGGACAGUGCUACGCGGAGUUAUCGUUGCCGCGGCCCGCAUCAGCUGCAUUAUAUUUUGGAUAACCUGUAAUGUACGGCAACGUAUUUCGCAUCAACGAUUUUAAACUUUUUCGCAAGUCGCGAGUGUAAAUCCACCACGCCCCGAAGUGCGUCGACCGGCGCCAUUUGACUGUGCAACAUGGUCGUCUACGCCCAGUCUACAGCCCGGGUACCCGAGGCGCUACAGUUUGGUAAAUUUCUACGGCACGGCGAGCACCAAUGCACUCUGUACGUGUCGUGGUUGUUCGUGGUGACGCUGUGCUUCGUGUACAACUGCUGGGUGAUCCCCCUGCGCUGCACGUUCUCCCAGAACACGGGGGCGUGGCUCGCCCUCGACUGCUCGGCCGACCUCGUGUACCUGCUGGACCUGACCCUCGUCAAGCCCAAGAUGUCCUUCCUGGACGACGGCUUCUGGGUCAAGGACCCGGUCCUCACCAAGAGGAACUACCUGAGGAAUACUCAGUUCAAGAUGGAUGCCAUUUCGCUUUUGCCACUCGACAUUAUUUGUGCAGUGGUAGGAUCACAGCAAAUUCUGUUCCGAUUGCCAAGGGUUCUAAAGGUACACACAUUCUGGGAGUGCUACAAUCGGCUGGACAGCAUGCUCCCCUCCCCCUACAUGGUGCGCAUGGUGCGCACACUCAUAUACAUGCUGUACCUCAUUCACCUUAACGCCUGCGCCUACUACGCAUUCUCCGUGUGGCAGGGACUGGGCGCCAACGGCUGGGUGUUCAGCGGUAGUGGCAGCCCGUACAUCCGCUGCUUCUACUUCGCCACCAAGACAGCCACGUCCAUUGGGAAGAACCCCAAGCCAGAGACAGAGGAGGAGAGUCUCUUCAUGACUUGCAGUUGGCUGAUGGGGGUGUUUGUGUUCGCCAUCCUUAUAGGCCAGAUGAGGGACAUCGUGGUGACGGCCACGCAGUCCCAGACGGAGUACCGCAAGCUGGUGGACGAGACGGUGGAGUACAUGCGGCGCCUCAGCCUGCCCAAGGAGCUGCAGGAGCGCGUCAAGCUGUGGUUCCACUUCACGUGGGAGCAGCAGCAUGCCCUCGACGAGCGGCGCAUCAUCGACACGUUGCCGCGCAAGCUGAAGACAGACAUCGCGCUGCAGGUGCACAUGCACACCCUCAGCAAGGUGCAGUUGUUCCACGACUGCGACGAGGCGUUGCUGCGAGAGCUGGUGCUCAAGCUGCGGCCCAUCAUCUUCCUGCCCGGCGACUACAUCUGCCACAAGGGCGAGGUGGGCAAGGAGAUGUACAUCGUGAAGAGCGGGGUGGUGGAGGUACUGCACGGCGCGGCCAGCUGCGAGGUGCUGGCAACACUGUCCGAGGGCUCCGUGUUCGGCGAGAUCAGCCUGCUCGCGCUGUGCGGCGGCAACAGGCGGACCGCGGAUGUCAGGUCUCGAGGGUUCUCUAUCCUGUUCGUGCUCAGCAAAGCUGACCUGAACGACUCCAUAGUUCACUACCCAGAGGCUCAGCAGAUACUGAAGAAGAAGGCGAGGUCAUUGAUGAAGCAGAAUGCUCUACGUGAGAAGCAGAUGCAAGGCUCUCAAGGAAAGAACACAGCAUUCACGAACUCGCAAACACCCGUGAAGACUCAGCGGUUGAUGUGCAGUACCGUGAAGGAAUCCAAAAAAUGCAGGAGACAGAAGAAGAUGACGUGUGGUAAGAAUCAGAAUGCAGAAUGCGAUAGCCAGAACAGCCGAAGAACCUGCUUGUCAGACCAUAACAAAGCAUCACACAGGGAUGCGAUAGGCUUGUCUGGCGAGAGAAGCAGCAAAAUGACCACAGGAACUGUUUGCAGACUUCAGCUGCUUGAAGACGAAGAGAACACCUUUGAGUGCACUGUGUCUGUGCACAGAACCAUGAGCCAGUGACUGCGUCUACUGACUCUGGUAUGGAAUGUUGGGAGACACAAGAAGCUAAGAACACUUUCGAGUACGCCACGGCUGCAAAGGAUAAAAACACAGUGACUAUCUGGUAAGCCAAGCAGUCAGUUGACACACAAACUGCAAGGAGCCUCGUGAUACAAGGCGAGUGCACCAUGUCUCAGUGUCUAAUAAGCCACGCAGCCCAUCCAUGCAGGCAAUGCUGGAACAGUGAAGCUGUACUGUACUCAGGACCAUGAUCAGUAGCGGCGUGUACUGAGCCGUGCAGCAGAGUGUUUGUAGGAGCUGCUGGAAGACAUCAAGGAACAAGACUUGUGCGGAAUGACUGUAUAAAUGUCUAAGAGCCAGUAACUGAUUUUACUGAGUAAAGCAGCACUACACUCAGGGAAGGGGGUUUCUGUCAUAACUUAGAAACACAUAAUUUAUAAAUCUUCAGUAUAGGUUUGUUUACAUAAUGCCUGUUUUAAGUUAUGGUGUUUCUAAGUUAUAUGGUUAGACUCAGUGUGUUUUUAAAAGUUAAAACUCUACCAAAAAUUUAUGUCAUAAACCAACAAAACCUAAAAGGAAUCUCAGUGUUUCUGUUGUGGGACAGAUAUUAUUUAAGUGUAUUUUAUUGGAUUAUGUUGGUUUCUGUUGUAAACCCUAUGGCUUUAUUGGGUUUCAUUGGUUUCUGUUGGGAGAAAUUGCCUCACAAACGAAAAAAAAAUAUAUAUCAUUGUGUUCUGUUGGUUUCUGUUGUCAAAGUACACUGAAAUACUUAGUUUUGAUUGGAUUCUGUUGUGAACUGAUUUUUAAAGAAUCUGUUGGGUUUUGUUGAUUUCUGUUGUGAAACAGGAUACUAGUUUCUAUUGAGUUUUAUUUUUUUUCCAUUGUAUCUGUUGGAUUUUGUUGGUUUUAUGUUGUAAAACAAAGUCUGUUGGUCUGUUGUUUUCUGUUGCUUUGUGGUGGUUUCGGUUGUAAGGCAUUCUACUAGUUUAUGUUGCAUUUGUGUGUUUUCAAUUGUAUGUUAUUUUUUUGUGGUUUUCAAUGCAAGACAAUUUUGGGUGUCUGUUUUUUUCUAGUCUUUCUCAUUGUAUUUUUUUAGUUUAUGUUGUUUUCUGUAGUAAGGUAUUGAAUUGGUUUCUGUUGUUCUCUAGUGUUUUUUAUUGUAUUCUGAUGGUUUUUGCUGUUAGUCACUCUGCUGGAGUCUGUUGUUUUCUACUGUUCCCAAUUGCAUCCUUUUGCAUUUUAUUGGUUCUGUUGUAAGAAGUUCUGUUUCCUUUUGUAUUUAACUGACUUCCGUUGUUUUAUUUUAUGUUUUGGUGGUUUCUGUAGUAAAGUUUUUUGUUGUUUUCAUUUGUUAUUUAGUAACUUCUAAUGUGUUCUGUUGGUUUCUAUUGGAAAACACAUAUUUGCAUUUUUUUUAUAUAUGCCAUUGUUUUUCAUUGCAUUGCCUUGGUAACUUUUGGUUUCUUUUGUCAAGCAUUGUGUUAUUUUGUAGUGUUUUCCAUAAUAUUUUAUAAGUUUCAGUAGUAAGACACUCUUUUGGGGUCUGUUGUUUUUCAUUGUAAUCUGUUGGUUUAUGAUGUUUUCUAAUGUAAGAAAUUCUAUGAGUUUCUGUUAUUUUCUAAUUUUGAUUGUAUUCUGUUGGUUUUUGUUGUAAAUCUUUCUGUUGGGAUCGGUUCUUUUCGGUUGUAUUAUAUUAGUUACUGUUGUAAGGAUUGAUGUUGUGUCAUGUCGUAUUUUAGUGAUUUACUUUGUUUUCAUUUGUGUUUGGUUGGUUUCUAUUGUAAAGCAUUCUGUUCUUUUCAGUUGUUUUUUACUGACUUACAUUGUGUUCUGUUGGUUUCUGUUAAAAAGCAUUCUCUUUAGGUCCAUUGUUUUCUAGUGUUUUUCAUUGUAUUCUGUUAGCUUUUGUUGGUUUCUGUUGAAAAUCAUUUUAUGUUUUUCCUGUGUUUUCCAUUGUUUUCUGAUUGUUUUUGUUGGUUUAAGUUGCAUGGAAUUAAUUAUUUCUAGUCUUUUCAUUUUAUUCUCUUGCUAUUUGUUUAUGUUGUGAAGCAUUGUGUUGUUUUGAAUGUUUCCCAUUUUAUUCUUUUGGUUUUGUUGUAAGGCACCUGGUUGACGUCUAUUCAUUUCUAGAGUAUAAUAUUGUUUUUGUCUGGGUUUUUUUUUUUAGGUAUUUCUGUUGUUUCAUGUUUAUGAGACUUCUAUUUUAAACUGAUUUAUUUGUAUAUUCUGCUGCAAAAACCUUUCAAAUUUUUAUAUUUAUUUAUGGUAUUUUUAUAUAAGUCAGUUUUUUUUAAUGAUUUAUGUAGUACGAAUUUCUGUUGGAUUAUAUUAAAAUUUCGUGGGUUUCGUGGAUUAUUACAUUUAUGUAGUAGCUCUUAAAUAUUUCUACAUUAACUAAUAAUAAAUUUAAAUAAAAAAUUUGUUAACAACAUAAAAAGAAAAUUCAUAUUGAAUCUAAUUUAAAACCUGUCAAAUAAAAAACAGCAAAAACCAAGAAGAAAAAAUAAUUCAAACUACAAAACUUACAAAAUACACAAUUAACUCAGUAUAAAACCCAAUAUCAGAAUAAUCUUAUGGAAAUCAAUCAAAUCAAAUAACGCAACAAGAAUACAACAAAAACAAACAGAAGACAAUUAAAAUAAUAGAGUGUAAUAUAAACAAAAUAUACUAAACCUACAUAACACAAUGGAACCGAUUAGAAAAUCUCAGACCCAAAUAAAUAACAGUACAACAGAAACCGACAAAACAACAGACACAAACAUAAACGAACACAAAACAAUUAAAACACUAUAAAUCAAUAGUAUGACUUACAUAAAAUAGUUCAUACAAUUGAUAACACUAGAACAUAAGUCAACAUAAAACAACACCAUGAAACAGAACAAAAUAAAACAAAAUGGAAAAUUGUAGAGACAAUAGAAACCAAUAGAAUGCUUUACAACAGAAUCUAAUAUGAACCAACAGAAAAGAAUGAAAAAUAGGAAAUAAGAACCCAAAAGAGUGACUUACAACACAAACCAAUACAAUCAACAGAAUACAAUGAAAAACACUAGAAAACAACAGACCUCAAAAUAGUAACUUGCAACAGAAAACAAAAAACCAACAAAAUACAAUAAAAAACUAACAGAAUUCCUUAUAACAAAAACCAAAAGAAAACAAUGAAAAACAAUGGAAAACCACAGAAACCAAUGGAGUGCAUUACAACCGAAACAAACAAAAAAAAACAGAAUACAAUAGAGAACUGAGCCCAAGAGAGGGAAUUUCAACAGAAACGAAAAAAACAUACGAUACAAUGGAUAACACUAGAAAACAAUGGAAACCAUCAGAAUGCAAUAUAAUUCACUCAAAUACAACAGAAUAAAGCAGAGUACACAAAAAGGUUGGGAUUAUUCCAUUAGAGUUCUCUGUUUAGAAAAAUACAUUUUUCAUUUAAGUAUUAGAUCUAUACAAAUGCAAUAUAAUAUAAUCUUACUAAAACAUCUAUAUGUAUUAUUUAUUGUAUU
Bacillus rossius redtenbacheri is the source of this 5457-nucleotide messenger RNA. RefSeq names its product cyclic nucleotide-gated cation channel beta-1-like. Gene Ontology annotation, biological process: monoatomic cation transmembrane transport. Lineage: Eukaryota; Metazoa; Arthropoda; Insecta; Phasmatodea; Bacillidae. The record is from RefSeq and is a predicted model, not a curated record. The transcript has 11 exons. Bases 224 to 1957 code for a protein of 577 amino acids. Gene Ontology annotation, cellular component: intracellular cyclic nucleotide activated cation channel complex; plasma membrane. Gene Ontology annotation, molecular function: protein-containing complex binding; intracellularly cAMP-activated cation channel activity; intracellularly cGMP-activated cation channel activity.